Messenger RNA from Ixodes scapularis (black-legged tick), 10917 nucleotides. RefSeq names its product neurofibromin (gene Nf1). Lineage: Eukaryota; Metazoa; Arthropoda; Arachnida; Ixodida; Ixodidae. Gene Ontology annotation, biological process: regulation of GTPase activity. The record is from RefSeq and is a predicted model, not a curated record. The transcript has 54 exons. The coding region runs from base 24 to 8582 and encodes 2852 amino acids.
AAGAUGUUGAGUGAUCUCUGUUGAUGUUCCUACAAACCCACUUCACGAUGGCUACAAAGCCUGUGGAAUGGGUUUCUUCGUUGAUCACGCGUUUUGAAGAACAGCUUCCGUGCCGGAGUGGUCCUCAGACGACACACUCUCGCAUCAACGUGGAGCAGAACAAAGAGUGCCUCAUCAACAUCAGCGAGUACAAGUUCUCGCUGGUCAUUUCGGGCCUCACCAAGAUCUUGCACUCCGUCAAUGAAGUGUUCCUCUUCCAGAGGGCACACAGCCAGAUUCAGCCGGAAUUCGAGAAGAACUUCUACGAGUCCCAGCUCAUUGUGCUGGACACGCUGGAAAAGUGCCUCAACAGGCAACCCAAAGAGACAACCCGCUAUGAUGAGACCAUGAACGUCAAAGCGCUGCUUCGGGAACUCUGCCAGUUCAUCGACAUGCCAGACAGUCCAAUGGUGGUCCCGUUGAAAAAUCUGGCAUCCAAAGUGCUCUUUGCCCUGAGCCUGAACAACUUCAGUGCCGUCUUCAAUCGUAUUUCGGGCAGGCUCCAUGAGCUUUCCAAUGCCAAUGAGGAGAUGACAGACUUCAGCGAUAUUGAGCUGAUCCAGCACAUCAAUGUUGAUGUUUUGAGGCUGAUCAAGCUUCUUAAUGAAAUCAAUUCCAAGUUUCGAUCGCUGCGCAAGAAUGCACAUCUCAGCUUGAUGAAUAGCCUUGAAAAGGCAAUUUGGAAUUGGAUGGACACCUAUCCUCACGAGUUCAUGGACCUGCAGAAGAAGCCCAACGACGAGCUCGCAGAUUCGUGCGACCGCAUGUUUGACCUGUUGGACAGCUUUGCUGAGAACAACAAGCGAAGGGCUCAGGCCUGGCCCCUGCAGAUCAUGCUGCUUGUCCUCUGUCCUAUCAUACUAGAGGAGAUCGUGAAUGCUGACUCCGGAGCACCCUGUUCACCUCGUCACCUUAAGAAGCGGCAGUUCAUAGACAGCGUGAAGAAGGCCCUGGUCCCCCACGGGACGAGCAAGCAGCUGACGGAGGCUGCGGCCGUCACCUGCGUGAAGCUGUGCAAGGCCUCCACCUACAUCAACAUCCUGGACAGCAACAACGUCGUCUUUGCCCUCGUGCAGGUCGUCAUCAACGACCUUAAGUUGCUCCUGUUCAAUCCGGCCAAGCCAUUUGUACGCAGUCAAGCAACAGUGACUCAGGAUGUGGAGCUCAUGAUAGACUGCUUUGUCUCCUGCUUCCGCAUCAACCCUCACAACAACGAGGCCCUCAAGGUGUGCCUGCACGCGGGCGCGGGAGCGCCCUCCUGGACGUACCACCACGUGCUGCUGGGCUCCCUGCUGCGGGUGGUGAGCCAGCCCCGGCUGCCCUGGUGGCCGCAGGUGGACCUGCUCUACUCCAAGGCCCCCGAGCUGAGGCACAUGUUCACCGACACCCUCAACAAGGUCACCCAGGGCUUCAUCUCCCACGGGCCGGUCAAGAUGAUACCCAGCCUCACGCUGAAGGAGAAAGUGAGCACCCUGAAGUUCAAGGAGAAAACGGAGGAGCAGCUGUCGUACAAGAACCUGCUGCUGCUCAUGGUGCGCCUGAUCCACGCCGACCCCAUGCUCAUGCUCAACAGCCAGGGCAAGGCGGGCCACGAGGUGCAGAGCAGCACCCUGGAGCUGAUCAACGGUCUGGUGUCCCUGGUGCACCAGCCGCCCAGCAUGCAGGACCUGGCCCAGGAGGCCAUGGAGUCCCUGCUGGUGUUACACCUGCCAGACCACAUUGAGCGCUGGAACCCCGAGGCCCCCAUUAACACCUUCUGGGACUUGAGCUCCCAGGCCCUGUUCUCCAUCUCCCAGAAGCUCAUCCAGCACCAGAUCCUGAGUUACACGGAUGUACUGCGCUGGCUGCGCGAGGUGUUGCGCUGCCGCAAUGCUUUCCUCGCCCGGCACCGGGAGUAUGCCAACCUGGGCUCCCACGUGGCCAUCUGCAAGCAGGCACACAUCAAACUAGAGGUGGUGUUCUUCAUGUACCUGUGGAGCAUUGAUAUAGACGCGGUGCUGGUUGCCAUGUCGUGCUUCGCGCUGCUGUGCGAGGAGGCGGACAUCCGCUGUGGCCAGGAUGACCUCACCGUCACCUACCUGUUGCCAAACUACCACGUUUACCAGGAGCUGGCCACUGCCAGCACUGUGCUCACCACAGGGAGGGCUGUACUUCAGAAACGGAUCAUGGCUCUACUCAGGAAGAUUGAGCACUGCACUCAAGGCUGCUCUCAGGCGUGGGAGGACACUUUCAUGAACUGGGACGUGGUGACCAAGCUGCUGGUGAGCUACCCCAAAUCGAAGCUGGAGGAGGGCCAGAUCUGCGAGUCCCUGCAUCGCACCAUCGGCAAGCGCAGGGCGUCCCACCAGAGCACCGAUCACGAGUUGGAGGACCAGCUCAACGAAUGGGCCAACAUGACUGGCUUCCUCUGCGCCCUGGGCGGUGUCUGCCUCCAGAGGAAGUCCUCCUCCAGGCCCAGGUCCUCCCUGUACGCAUACAGCGUGCCUCACUCGGCACUGUCCCUGGAUUCGAGGAAAGGUGGCAUGCUGACACCGGGACAAGACAUCCAGUUUUGCCCCGUCACUCAGUUUGUGGGCCAGCUGCUUCGUCUGCUGGUGUGCCACAACGAGAAGUUUGGCACCCAGAUCCAGAAGCACGUCAAAGACCUGGUGGCCCACGAGAUGAGCCCCACCCUCUACCCGAUCCUCUUUGACCAGAUCAAGACCAUCGUGGAGAAGUUCUUCGACCCUCAGGGCCAGGUGACGGUGAUUGAGACCAACACGCAAUUCAUAGAGCACAUCAUCUUCAUCAUGAAGAGCGUCCUGGAGAACAAGGUGGACCACACCACCGAGCACCUAGGGGUCACCAGCAUUGAGGCCAUGAUGCUUAUCAUCGUCAGGUACGUGCGGCACUUGGACACCACAGUGCACGCACUGCACAUCAAGACGAAGCUAUGCCAGCUGGUGGAGGCCACGAUGGCCCGGCGGGACGACCUGGCCUUUCGGCAGGAGAUGAAGUUCCGCAACAAGCUGGUGGAGUACCUGACGGACUGGGUGAUGGGCAACAGCCAUCAGAUGGCGCCCCCCGGCUGCGGGGACGUGACGGCCAUCACCCGGGACCUGGACCAGGCCUGCAUGCAGGCGGUGGCGGCCCUGCUGCUGGGCCUGCCCCUGCAGCCCGAGGAGAGCGACCGGGGGGACCUCAUGGAGGCCAAGUCGCAGCUCUUCCUCAAGUACUUCUCACUCUUCAUGAACCUGCUCAACGAGUGCAGCGAGGCGGCCCCCGAGGAGAAGGACCGCCACCGGCUCCAGUCCUCCAAGCUCGGGGAGCUGCGCACCUGCACCAUCCAGGCCAUGUCCAACCUGCUCAGCGCCAACAUAGACUCGGGGCUCAUGCACUCCAUCGGGCUGGGCUACCACAAGGACCUGCAGACGCGGGCGGCCUUCAUGGAGGUGCUGACCAAGAUCCUGCAGCAGGGCACGGAGUUCGACAUGCUGGCCGAAACAGUGCUGGCCGACCGCUUCGAGCAGCUCGUCCAGCUGGUCACCAUGAUCGGCGACAAGGGCGAGCUGCCCAUCGCCAUGGCCCUUGCCAGCGUUGUCGUCUCCCCGCAGAUGGAUGAGCUGGCCAGGGUAUUUGUAACCCUGUUUGAUGCCAAGCACUUGCUGUCGCCGCUACUCUGGAACAUGUUCUACAAAGAGGUGGAGCUGUCGGACUGCAUGCAGACCUUGUUCCGGGGCAACAGCCUGGGCAGCAAGAUCAUGGCCUUCUGCUUCAAGAUCUACGGUGCCAGCUACCUGCACACCCUGCUGGAGCCCCUGGUGCAGCCCCUGCUCUCGGAAGCCUCUUGCGGGGCGGCCCCCCCUCCGGGCUACGAGGUGGACCCUGCCCGUGUCGAGGAGGCCGAGGACGUCGAGGAGAACCGCCGCAACCUGCUCCAGCUCACCCAGCGGGUCUUCAACGCCGUCAUCUCCUCCGCCGACCGGUUUCCCCCGCAGCUGCGCAGCAUGUGCCACUGCCUGUACCAGGUGCUGAACAAGCGCUUUCCCAACUUCCCGCACAACAUCAGCGCUGUGGGCACGGUGAUCUUCCUGCGUUUCAUCAAUCCAGCUAUUGUGUCGCCCUACGAGAUGGGCAUAGUGGACCGUCAGCCGUCUUCGCGCACCAAGCGUGGCCUGAUGCUCAUGUCCAAGAUCCUGCAGAACAUUGCCAACCACGUGGAGUUCAGCAAGGAGCAGCACAUGCUGCCCUUCAACGACUUCCUCCGGGCAAACUUUGAGUCUGGACGGAGGUUUGUGAUGCAGAUCACGUCGGACUGCGAAUCCGUGGAGCCGGGCAGCCACAGCAUGUCCUUUGUGAGUGACGCCAAUGUGCAUGCCCUGCACCGGCUGCUCUGGAACCACCAGGAGAAGAUCGGGGACUACCUGUCUAGCUCGAGAGACCACAAGGCCGUUGGGAGGCGCCCCUUCGACAAGAUGGCCACCCUGCUCGCCUAUCUGGGCCCCCCCGAGCACAAGCCCAUGGACUCGCAGUGGAGCAGCAUGGACAUGACGAGCACCAAGUUCGAGGAGAUCAUGUCCAAGCAUAACAUGCAUGAAAAGGAUGAGUUCAAGUCCAUCAAGUCCCUCAACAUCUUCUACCAGGCGGGCACCUCCAGGGCCGGCAACCCCGUCUUCUACUACAUCGCACGUCGCUACAAAAUCGGGGAGACAAAUGGGGAUCUACUCAUCUAUCACGUGAUCCUGACUCUGAAGCCCUUUUGCCACAAGCCUUUUGAGCUCAUUGUGGACUUCACUCACACCUGUGCUGAUAACCGCUUCAGGACGGAGUUCCUGCAGAAGUGGUUUGUGGUGCUGCCCGAGGUGGCCUACGAGAAAAUCCAGGCGGCCUACAUCUACAACUGCAACUCGUGGGUGCGCGAGUACACCAAGUACCACGACCGCAUCCUUGCACCCCUCAAGGGCAAUCGGAAGCUGGUGUUCAUUGACACACCUCAGCGCCUGAACGAGUACAUUGACCUGGAUCAGCAGCGUCUCCCGGGGGCCACCCUGGCCCUCGAUGAGGACCUCAAGGUGUUCAACAACGCCCUCAAGCUCUCACACAAGGACACCAAAGUUGCCAUCAAGGUGGGUCCCACGGCAAUCCAGGUGACUUCGGCUGAGAAGACCAAGGUGCUCAGUCACUCUGUCCUACUCAACGACGUCUACUACGCCUCCGAGAUAGAAGAGGUGUGCCUGGUGGACGACAACCAGUUCACGCUGACCAUUGCCAAUGAGAGCGGACCACUGUCUUUCAUCCACAAUGACUGCGACAGCAUCGUGCAGGCCAUCAUACACAUACGCACCCGCUGGGAGCUCUCGCAGCCGGACUCGGUGACGGUGCACACCAAGAUUCGUCCCAAGGACGUCCCGGGCACCCUGCUUAACAUGGCGCUUCUCAACCUGGGUAGCUCAGACCCCAACCUGAGGACAGCCGCCUACAACCUGCUCUGCGCCCUCACCGCCACCUUUGACCUCAAGAUUGAGGGACAGCUGCUGGAGACUGCAGGGCUGUGCAUCCCAUCGAACAACACCAUCUUCAUCAAGCAGAUCUCGGACAAGCUGGCGACCAAUGCGUCCCACCUGACCCUGGAGUUCCUGGAGGAGUGCAUCCAGGGUUUCAGGGCUUCCUCCAUCGAGCUCAAGCAUCUCUGCCUAGAGUACAUGACACCGUGGCUGCCCAACCUCACACGGUUCUGCAAACAUUCCGAUGACAACAAGCGUCAGCGGGUGGCCACCAUUCUGGACAAGCUCAUCACCCUCACCAUUGAGGAAGUCGAGAUGUACCCAUCAAUCCAGGCUAAGAUCUGGGGAAAGAUUGGUCAAGUCUCAGACCUCUUGGAUAUGGUCUUGGACAGCUUCAUAAAGAGGAGCGUGACUGGCGGCUUGGGGUCUGCCCAAGCCGAGAUCAUGGCUGACACGGCUGUGGCCCUGGCAUCUUCCAACGUGCAGCUGGUUGCCAUGAAAGUGAUCAGCCGGCUUUGCAGGGUGAUAGAGAAGACGUGCACGUCACCCACGCCCACCCUGGAGCAGCACCUUAUGUGGGACGACAUUGCUAUCUUGGCACGCUACCUUCUCAUGCUCUCCUUCAACAACUCCCUCGACGUGGCCAGUCACCUCCCCUACCUUUUCCACAUUGUGACCCUGCUGGUACACACCGGUCCGGUGUCCCUGAGGGCCUCCAUCCACGGCCUGGUCAUCAAUAUCAUCCACUCCCUGUGCACCUGCACCAAGCCCUCCUUCAAUGACACGCAGCGCGUGCUGAGGCUGAGCUUGGACGAGUUCUCGCUGGCCAAGUUCUACCUGCUCUUCGGCAUCAGCAAGGUGAAGUCGACGGCGGUGACGGCCUUCCGCGCCAACUGCCGGCAUGGACUGCUGGACCGGUCCUUUGCCUGCGCCAGCCCCGACCAGGAACGCAUGCCUCUCUCCUUCCUCGAGAUCAUCACAGACGCCCUUCUUGAGAUCAUGGAGGCCUGCAUGAAGAACCUUCCAAACUGUGACUGGCUUUCUCAGUGGACGGCUUUGGCAAAAAGCUUUGCCUUCCGCUACAACCCGGCCCUGCAGCCGCGCGCCCUCAUCGUGUUUGGCUGCAUCAGCAAGGGGGUGACAGACCAGGAGGCGAAGCAGCUGCUGCGGGUGCUGGUGAAGGCCCUGGAGUCGUUCCAGGACCUGCAGCUGAUCGAGGCCAUCAUCAUGGGCCUGACCCGGCUGCAGCCCCUGCUGCGCCUCGAGUCCCCCAUCCACCGGGCCCUGUUCUGGGUAGCCAUCUCGGUGCUGCAGCUUGACGAGAUGGCCCUGUACGCCUCGGGGCUCGCCCUGCUCGAGCAGAACCUACACACCCUUGACUCGCAGGGCAUGUUCGAGACGCCCAAAACCCUGAAGCACAUCAUGAUGAGCACCCGGGAGCCCUUGGAGUGGCACUUCAAGCAGCUGGACCACUCGGUUGGACUCAGCUUCAACUCCAGUUUCCACUUUGCUUUGGUCGGGCACCUCCUUAAAGGCUUCCGGCACCCCACGGCCACGACUGUGUCGCGGACCGCACGGGUCUUGAGCAUGCUUCUGGGCAUUGUGGCGAAGCCACACAAAAGAGACAAGUUCGAAGUGAGCCCUGAGAGUGUGGCAUAUCUUGCAGCACUGGUGUCGGUGUCGGAGGAAGUGCGCAGCCGGUGCCAUUUGAAGCACCGGGUGGCGACGCGGGUGGCUUCGGAGGUGCUGGCACGCACCCCGCCCAGCCCGGUGCCGCCUUCCUCCUCCGCCUCCACGGGCUCCGUGGCCGGCGGGGCGGGGCCCCCCGCGGGCACACCCCUUGGGGGCGCGGCCCUGGGCCCCUCCCCCCAGGGUGGCGGGGCCCCGGCCUCCUCACCCCUGGGCAGCAGUCACCAGCUGCACCCUCUCGGGGCGGCAGGGGGCGCACCCUGUGCCCCCGGUCGCCGGCAGAAGUCCUGGGACCUCCUGGACCAGAAUGCCCUGGCACAGGCCAGGCUGGUCAAGCAGGGGCCCCAGCAGCAAGGACAACAGCGCCCGCUUUCCCUCGACGCGCCGACACAGAAUGCGGGCAAGGACCCCAAGUUCUGGCGCAGCCUGGACACGACGGAGGGUGGCUCGGGGGGCGUGGCGGGGGCGGGGCUCCAAGGGGGCGGGGCCUCGGCCUCCUCCUCGGCCCCCGCCUCAGCGGGGGGCCGCCCCCUGUUCCGCACACAGCGCAGCAGCUCCAUGCCCACGCCCCGCUCCCAAAAGGCGCCGCCUGGGGUGCCGGCGGGUGCCGCAGAGGAGGACGAAGAGCUGGCGCUGGCGCCACGCUCCUCGCGGGUCUCUGUCUCCAACGAAGACAACGUCUUGCUGGACCCCGAGGUGCUCACGGACUUUCCCACCCAGGCGCUAGUGCUCACCGUGCUGGCGACACUGGUGCGCUUUGCCACGGACGAGAACGAGACCCGUAUCCUGUACGAGUACCUGGCCGAGGCCUCCGUGGUCUUCCCCAAGGUGUUUCCCGUCAUUCACAGCUUGCUGGACGCCAAGAUCACGACAGUGCUUUCCCAGAACCACGACCACAUCAUCCUGAGUGCGGUCCAGUGCAUCAUCCAGAACAUGAUUGCUUGCGAGGACAGCAGCCAACAGCAGCUGCACUAUCUGCAGACUUGUGGAUUUGGAGGACUUUGGAGGUUUGCUGGUCCCUUCUCCAAGUGCCAGACGAACCUGGACAAUGCGGAGCUGUUUGUCAACUGCCUGGAGGCCAUGGUGGAGACCUGCCUGCCGGCAGACGAGGGGGAGUUGAGCCAGUACCCGAGCUCUCUGUCGGUGGCCUCGGCCAUGAACCUGUCCUCCUCCAUGUCCAGCCUGACCCUGGGCUCUCCGACAGACAAGGACGGAGGGGGCGGCGCCUGCUCGGACGGGGGCGGGGCAGGGGGUGGGGCCCCGCCCGACCGCGCCCGCUCGGCCUCUCAGCUCUCCAAGCAGCGCAGCUUCAAGUGCAAGGGUCCGCCGGGGGGACAGAGCGGUCCCAAAAACGGACGCACCUCCCACUGACCCUCGCCCGACGGAGGCCCCGCCUCCCCGCACGGGGAGGCCCCGCCUCCGAAGGAGGGGACGGCCUCCGAGGAGAGGGAGCAGCACUCGGACGCUGGGUGAACGAGAAGCUCCGUAUUGCAGAGACGCCCACUUUUGCGGUGCGCUUUUAAAUGGGUUCCGCAAAGCGGGAACUUUCCCGGAGUGAGUGGGGGAGAGGAAACCUGACGGAGGUCAACACGACUCGAAUUGCGGCAGAGGCCUUUCGUCGCAUAGAGUGCAAUCGAUUUGUCUAGAGUGCCGCCGCUCCGGGAUCGGUAUCUGUAACUGUGAUGUAGUGUCGGGCGUCAUACUUUUCCACACCCGGUUCCGCUGCGGGAAGUGCGAUUUUCUACCUCUUGCAUCUCCGCUUCCGCAAUCGGAGCCCUCCUUCAAGUCGUUCGACCCGGGAACGUGUGAAAAUUCGCAUCGGCUCGCCCCUCGUGCCAUCCGAAUCCGGGUAUGUUUUGUUUGGACUUCGGCGAAUUGCCGGAAGUAGCUCUCUCCUUGACUGCAUCUUUUAUUUUUUUUUUUCUCGUUUUGUUUUGGACCAGUCCUUCACAGUGAUGAAACUGUCACAAAUGACGAAGAGUACAAAUCAUUGAGUGUUAUUGAGGCUGUGAUGUUCCAAACGUGGCAUUUUCGAGGUGUACAAAACGUAGAGGGAACUUCGCGCAACGGUGACCCGCGCCGUGCCGUCCUUUGUGCUUGGCACUGGCUGUGUGGGCGGAGUGUUAGUGUGUUUGGCCCUCGCGGCCGUGUUCACUUUUACGCGGCUCUUGCGUAACGCAUGCGGGGUUCGGGCGGAGCUUUGCGGAGCCAGACUUCGUCGUUGUCCUUCUGCCGCGGCAGUCGUUUGACACGUUUCAAGCCCGUCGUCUUAUCUGAAGGCCGCCGGCUUUUCGACAGAUGCAGACUCGCCGUUGUGAAUUGAGAUUGGAAAAGGUUUAAGGCCUGUAGCCAACAUGCAGGUUGUGUACGUGAAGUCCAGGGAGGGCAUUUGCCUCCGGUCACGACAUUUUGUACAUAGCGUUGCGACAUCCGAAACAACGGUCACUUGGCUCAGAAAGUGGGUGUUGUUGUUUUAGAGUCUCGUCUCGUGAACGUCGGCUGUGACGUCGUGCAUUUCUGGUGUGGCAUCUUUUCUUCAUCCCGUUGUUGCUUCCAUACGACGAUGCAGGACGAUUUCAUCCCUUACAUAUAGAGAGAGAAAGUUUAAUUUAUUGUUAGUUUUACAGUUUUCUUGAAUGGAUUUGUGAGUGCGUGCAUGCAUUGUCAUCGUGAGCAGGAUCUUUGUGCAUGGAAGCGUCGGUGGUAACAACUGGGUUUGGUUUGAAGCUCAGGUAGAUGCCUCGGCUCUUUCAUCGUAGGACGCAUCUUUAAUUAAUCUCCGCUUCUCAUUGUAUCUGUUUGCAUUGUCGUUUGUCUCGACCACUGAAUUGGAGGAGUCUGCAUGGUACGAAGGAUUGUAUAUAUAAUUGUUUAUGUUUAGUUGCGCUUGAUUCUUGUAGGUUGUGCUGUCCAACACUGUUGCAUUAAACUACUUGCUUCAACAACCUUGUGUAAAAAAUUACAUUAGCAUUUCGUUUUAGAAUGCUUUCUAAGUACCUUUCCGUUGCACAUAACAUAUGUUUUGUCGCGCAUCAUUUUUCUAUACUCUAACCUUGGUCUCACGAUCUACGAGCGAUAUCCAAUUAAGCUUUUUAUGGAAACUCUGACAUACGAGCUUAUUACACCGGGGAACCCGAGGACAUUUUUGUACGACAGGGAGUGGAUGCGAAUUGUCUCGUUGGUGAGCGCAUUGUUUUUAUUGAACAACGGAAAUGGUUCAGAAACUACCGCAAUGCAUUUGUUGCUAGGACUGGCACAGCGAGGCUCUUUGUUUGUGAUACGGGAUCGCAAGUUUCUGUGAUCUGCUGGAAGAACGUGUGGUCAUCGGUUUCUGUCAACCGGUGAACUUCUGCGCUAGGAGUCUACUUCCCCACAGUUUGGGUGCAAGUGUCAAAGGCGUUUUCUUCUUUUUUAUGUCUCGUCCUAGUUACCAACUGUUGUGCUGCGCUGUGCAGCUUGUGUUGACGAUGAUAAUGAUGAGGACAAAACUUGUAUUGUGUCCCUGUAACUGCAUCCAGAUCGUGACGACUCUAUUUUUCUUAAGCUUCUUGCGGAGCAAUGUUGAUGUUGUUGGGUUCCAGCUGAUCGGCCAUCCCCACCAAACCAAAGCACCCUUCAGAACUGUGAUGUGGACCAGUGGAUUAUCUCAGCAGCUCAUGUAUUGUUGGAUGUAUAUCAGAAUUAAAGUCAUAUCUUUUAUUCACAA